CCUGCUGUUGAGACUGCAGAGGAAGCUAAGGAACCAGCCGAGGCAGACAUCAAUGAGCUCUGCAAAGACAUGUUCAGCAAAAUGGCCACUUACUUAACAGGUGAACUGACAGCCACCAGUGAAGACUACAAACUCUUGGAAAACAUGAAUAAGCUGACGAGCUUGAAGUACCUGGAAAUGAAAGAUAUUGCUAUAAACAUCAGUAGAAAUCUGAAGGAUUUAAAUCAGAAAUAUGCUGAUCUUCAACCAUAUCUGGAACAAAUCAACUUAAUUGAGGAGCAGGUUGCAGCUCUGGAACAGGCAGCUUAUAAACUGGAUGCAUAUUCCAAAAAACUUGAAGCUAAGUACAAAAAACUGGAGAAACGAUGAAAAUACAAGUCUUUAAGUUGGAGUUGGGCAACGAGUCAGACUGAUCUCUGGUUUUGCACAACAGUGAUUCUGUAUGUUGCCAAGGAUUUGGUUACAGCUGACAUCAAGACUGGUAAAUUUUUCCAGCUAUUGAAUACAGUAGGCUGUAUUCAGGCUUAAGGCUGAAUAAUGUUUUCCUCUUCUCAAGAGGUUUUAUUGCCUCAGUUGUUCUGCAGUGAAAAGUAGAAGCCUGUCCUAACCCAUAUGUUGAUAUUGGCUCUCUGUGUGUUAGUCCAGUUUU
Messenger RNA from Acanthisitta chloris (rifleman), 649 nucleotides. RefSeq names its product biogenesis of lysosomal organelles complex-1, subunit 2 (gene BLOC1S2). The coding region runs from base 70 to 369 and encodes 99 amino acids. Lineage: Eukaryota; Metazoa; Chordata; Aves; Passeriformes; Acanthisittidae. The transcript is spliced from 4 exons. Gene Ontology annotation, molecular function: gamma-tubulin binding. Gene Ontology annotation, cellular component: BLOC-1 complex; BORC complex; gamma-tubulin complex. The record is from RefSeq and is a predicted model, not a curated record. Gene Ontology annotation, biological process: endosomal transport; lysosome localization.